GGGCUUGCCUGCCUCCCCACACCCUGUCCUCUCCUGUUCUCCAGCAUGGUGUCUCUGUAUUUCUCCGGAGGCUCCUGGAUGGCAGCUCUGACAGUGAUACUGAUGGUGCUGAGCCCUCCCCUGGCCUGGGCCAGGGAGACCCAAAUGUCUCCCGCAGAGAAUUUCCUCUACCAGUUUAAGAGCUGCUGUUACUUCACCAAUGGCACGGAGCGGGUGCGGUACGUGACCAGAGACAUCUAUAACCAGGAGGAGUACGUGCGCUUCGACAGCGACGUGGGCGAGUUCCGGGCGGUGACCGAGCUGGGCCGGCGGAGCGCCGAGUACUGGAACAGCCAGAAGGACGUCCUGGAGCAGAAACGGGCCAGGGUGGACACGCUCUGCAGACACAACUACGGGGUUGUGGAGAGCUUCACGGUGCAGCGGCGAGUGGCGCCUACAGUGACUGUGUAUCCUGCAAAGACACAGCCCCUGCAGCACCACAACCUCCUGGUCUGCUCUGUGAAUGGUUUCUAUCCAGGCCACAUUGAAGUCAGGUGGUUCUGGAACGGCCAGGAAGAGGAGGCGGGGGUGGUCUCCACAGGCCUGAUCCCUAAUGGAGACUGGACCUUCCAGACCAUGGUGAUGCUUGAAACAGUCCCUCGGAGUGGAGAGGUCUACACCUGCCACGUGGAGCACCCCAGCUGGACCAGCCCUGUCACAGUGGAAUGGAGGGCACAGUCUGAAUCUGCUCAGAGCAAGAUGCUGAGUGGAAUCGGAGGCUUUGUUCUGGGUCUGCUCUUCCUUGGGGUGGGGCUGUUUGUCUACUUCAGGAAUCAGAAAGGACACACUGGACUUCAGCCAACAGGACUCCUGAGCUGAAGGGAGGAUAGUGACACUCAAGCAAAAACCUUCUGUCCCGGCUUCUUCGCAGCAUGAAAAUGUUUCCUGCUUCACUGUAAUUCUUCUACAACGAUAGUACUUCUCAGGAUCUAGUUUGCUCUUCGUUAAGUGACUCUGCAGAAAAUGUCCUUCUUGGUGGCUUCCUCAGCCCCUAUCCUUGACCUGGAAGUCCCCAAUAUUGAUCGCAAUACCUUAUCUUCAUUUUUUCCUGGUCCCUUUUGUUUUAAACCUUUACUGCCUCCUGUGCAUCUGAACUCAUCUUCUGCCCACGUUCCUUUUUAAAGUCUUUCUCAAAUAAAUAUGGAUGAAAAUCAUCUGCUUCAUACAGUUCCAAGGAAGGAAGUAGAAGAAAAGAAAUAAGGAGAAUUGCAUCAUAUAACAAUAAUGGUUUUCAUUAACAUUACUGAAAUUUGGUCACUUGUGGAUCUGAAAGAUUUCCUUGCUUCCUUCCAUGUUUUUUUCUUGCGUUUUCUGUACUCUCUAAUUAGGAAUGUUUUCCUGAACUAGAAUAAAAACUUUGUUGAACCCA
Kogia breviceps (pygmy sperm whale) is the source of this 1408-nucleotide messenger RNA. RefSeq names its product DLA class II histocompatibility antigen, DR-1 beta chain-like. Lineage: Eukaryota; Metazoa; Chordata; Mammalia; Artiodactyla; Physeteridae. Gene Ontology annotation, biological process: antigen processing and presentation; immune response. Gene Ontology annotation, cellular component: membrane; MHC class II protein complex. The record is from RefSeq and is a predicted model, not a curated record.